CGAGGCGCUAACUAGUCGAACCGGCAACUUGGAUCGCGAUCGCAGACACGCGAUUCGAGCUCAGAAUGAGACGACAUUUACUUUGUCGUGUGCACGCGUUAUUAUCAAUACAGUCUUCGCCUCCGCUAACGCCACCAUCGCGUAAUACAUAAAUUUACACGCUAAUAAAAUCACAAUCAUUUUCUAAUGCCAGUGCACAAAUAGUUCGAGGUUUUUCACCCAUAAUAAUCACUUAACCCUUUCGCUUUUCAUCGAUUCGUCGUCGUCGUCGUCGCUGGUUCGUCGGCGUGUUUUUCGCGUAAUAUUGCAGCGAGACGCGGAAUAUGAUAUUUUCCUAUGCGCGUUUACCAUUCGACGUGUUCUCGUUGAUUGUGUGUUCGGCUCUGUUGGCACGAUAUACUUACGUAGAAAGCUUAGAAGAAGGAAAAUCGACGAAAAAAGAACGAGCUCCAGCUUCCGAGCAUCUCACCGUCGAUCCGGAACAAUCUCUGGAUGAACGAAAUGGCUUGCUGAAUGAGCACGAGAGCGACCUGCCACCGGGUUUUCUCAGUCCUUCGGUGCGCGAAUACUUGGAGCUGGGUAAAUCGAUACCAGGUCGACCUGGCACCGACUACCCGGUCCUGUCUGUGGUACCAUAUACAGAUUUUUACUGCGAAGACCAACCGUACCCGGGAUUCUUCGCCGACAUGGAAACCCGCUGCCAAGCCUGGCACUAUUGCGACAUCGAUGGCCGUCAAGCGUCGUUUUUAUGCCCAAAUGGCACGCAAUUCAGUCAAGCCGUAUUCAUAUGCGACUGGUGGUUUAAUGUUAAUUGCAAUCUAAGUCCUAAAUUGUAUUCGAUAAACGCUCGCCUGUAUCAGAGGCCUAAAUUGAACCCUACCAAACCCCACCGAUUAAUUACUAAACAGCUUAUCGAUAAUAUAUUUUUAAGGAGACGUAAAAGAUAGAAGAUCAAGAAGACCCCAAGUCGUAUACGAAUGUACAAUUUUGUACCAUAAUUACUUACGUAAUAAUUUGUGAUCAACGUUUUUGAUGGUCAUUAAAAUUUCUUCCUUCUCAACUUUUCUUUCUCUUUCUAUUUUUUUCCCUCAAUUUUUGUAAUAUAUUUUACAUUAUUUUUCGUAAACUUAAUUUAUAAAUUUAUUAUAACGAAUAAGAUGAUAUUAUAAGAUAUUUAUAAAAUCUGUGUCAUCCCUCGAAUAUUUUUUUACAACAAUAAAACAAUCUCUUUUGUAAA
Messenger RNA from Planococcus citri (citrus mealybug), 1237 nucleotides. RefSeq lists its product as uncharacterized. The record is from RefSeq and is a predicted model, not a curated record. Bases 324 to 947 code for a protein of 207 amino acids. Lineage: Eukaryota; Metazoa; Arthropoda; Insecta; Hemiptera; Pseudococcidae. Gene Ontology annotation, cellular component: extracellular region. The transcript is spliced from 3 exons. Gene Ontology annotation, molecular function: chitin binding.